Messenger RNA from Didymodactylos carnosus, 309 nucleotides. NCBI's taxonomy places the organism in Eukaryota, Metazoa, Rotifera, Eurotatoria, Philodinida, Philodinidae. The record is from the annotation of a GenBank genome assembly.
AUGCGUGAGAAAUUAGAAGGAGAACAACGUGAUUUAGUUAUUCAAAAAUUAAAAUCAAAUGGUUGGCAAUUGGUCGCUAAUCGUGAUGCAAUAAAGAAAAAUUUUGAAUUUGAAAAUUUUAAUCAAGCAUUUGCAUUUAUGACACGUGUCGCAUUAUUGGCCGAAAAACUGGAUCAUCAUCCAGAAUGGGAAAAUGUUUAUAAUAAAGUCAACGUAACAUUAAGUACACAUGAUCUCAAAGGUUUAUCAACAUACGAUGUUCAAAUGGCAUCAUUUAUGGAUGAAGUACAUUCUUUACAUAAAAAAUAG